AAACCGGAAAUUAGACAACUUCCAUGUUCCUGUAAAUGCUCUGCUUGGCCAGAAGCACAGUGUAUUCUGUCAGCCAGCCCCCAAACGCCGGGCCUUCUCACACCAAGCGCUGUCGACUGUGUGGUCCCAGGUGAAGCUGCAUCCCUUCUGGCCCAGGACCCAUUGUCACUUGUAGAUAGACAAGAGCCAAAGAGCCCUCAGGGACACCAUGGCCACAGCACCAACUGGAACCAGCUCAGGUAUGACGCUGGACGACACCCUGUUUGAAGAGCUGAUGGAACUUGCGGAAGAGUUCACGCUGGACAGAAAUCUGUCCGAGGAUGAACUAGUUCUCUUACGUUAUCCCUUGCAGAAGUAUAAGCUGGAAAAGAUUAUCGAAGAACUUAACACCAUUGCAGACCAAGUUGACGCGACCCACAAGAAACUCACCAAGACCAGCCUGGUAGCCAGCUCCUCAGGUGCUGUGUCAGCGGCCAUGACCAUCCUGGGUGUGGCCCUGGCACCUGUGACAGGAGGAGGGAGUCUGAUGCUCUCAGCAGCUGGGCAGGGCCUGGGGGUAGCAGCUGCUGUCACCAAUAUUUUCAUAAAUGUCUUGGAAAAUAGAAGCGAUUCAGCAGCAAGAGACAGAGCUGGCAGACUGGUGGCGAUUCCAACAACACUGGAGUCCAAAGACAUUGGAGGGGCUGCUGGGGUUUGUGUUCAGAAGUGUGUUGGCGUCGUCAGGAGCAUCAGGCAACUUCAUGCCUACAAGACGGCUCAAGCCAACUGUGGUUUCAUGGCUAAGGUCAGGAAUUUCGUAACCACAGGCCGCGUGCCCUUCUGGAGAGCCAGAGAGGUUCAGAGAGCCGUUGAGGGCCCAGCUCUGACCGUGACCAGUGGUGCCCGGAUGAUGGGAGUUGCUGGGGCUGGCUACUUCCUUGUGCAAGAUGUAAAAAGCUUUCUGCAGAACUACAAGCACUUGGAGGAAGGGGCCAGGGCAGAGACAGCAGAGGAACUCAGGACACUGGUCCAGGAGCUGGAGGAGGAGCUGAGCUGGCUGACCGAGCGCUAUGAGCUGGCCGUCAACAGGCAUCUACAGGCAGGGCUAUAGCGCAGCCACUUACUGAACCAGGAGGUAGGAAGGGGGCAGGGCAGAUAUGGUUGUGGUCUUCACAAAGCUGCCCUGGAGACAAAGGGCAAAGGGGGAUGCUAACUAGGUAGGCACAUAGAUGGAAACACAGCACAACUGCCCUUUGUCAGGGAAGACUGUCCCACAGCCCUCGCUUAAAUUAGGUCCUUCCUGGUAAUUCCCGCAUCCUGCACUUUUCUCUCAACGCGCUGACCACACAUUUUUGAAAUGACGUGUUGGUUUGGAUAGGUGUUCACUGUCUGUCUUUCUGUAGACUGCAGCCUCUGGGCAGGCAGGGACAUGUCCCCAGCAUCUGGCAGUGCUUGGCACAUAGCAGGUGUGCCAGAGAUAUGUGUUGAAUGACCUGAGUGUGCCAUUUCAUGACAAAGGUGACAUUUCAAAUGAGUUAGGAAAGGAUUUGUAUUUGAAAAAUAGUGUCUAUUUCUAGACUGUCUUAUUGAGAGACAUUAAAUAUCAAGACGUAAAAAAUGAAAAUGACUACCAGGAAAAUGAAGGAGAAUUUCAAAUUUUCUCCUUAAUUCAGAGGCGGUAGGAUGAUGUUGGGUAGCAUGGCCACUGCCUGAGCCCCUGGAAAGGGACACAGAAGACUUUGUGAGGCUCCUAAAUUCAUUCAUUUAAUUCAUUCAUUCAUUGGACAGAUUUUAAUGAAGUGAGGCCUGUGACAGGGGCCAAGGGUUAAGCAAUUGUUCCCAAAUGUGUCUGUAUGAGGUCGGACAAUUAAGUUCACGGACUCAUCCUAGAAAAAGUGCUACGUACCUUAUUGCUGAAUAUCAUUA
Messenger RNA from Hipposideros armiger (great roundleaf bat), 1905 nucleotides. Its product is annotated as apolipoprotein L5-like. The record is from RefSeq and is a predicted model, not a curated record. The coding region runs from base 209 to 1090 and encodes 293 amino acids. Gene Ontology annotation, cellular component: membrane; extracellular region. Gene Ontology annotation, molecular function: lipid binding. Lineage: Eukaryota; Metazoa; Chordata; Mammalia; Chiroptera; Hipposideridae. Gene Ontology annotation, biological process: lipid transport; lipoprotein metabolic process. The transcript is spliced from 3 exons.